CAGGAAUGAGCAAUCUAUUGCACUUAAUUCUUUUGGGUUUUAUGAUGCGUGACGUGGACAUGGGUGGGUGUUUUUCUUCUCCAAACGGACAUGAUAAAAGCACACUGCUUCUUGCGCUGGCCUACUUUACUUCAUAAAGAGGAGAUACUGUCAGCACGUCCAUCAGCCCCGCAACUACAAGAAAUGCAAUAUAACAGGGACCCAGACACUGUUGUGACCAUCGUCAACCCUGUGGAGCAUCCCAGAGACUAUGUGGUAUGGUCCAUCUUCAGCUUCUUCUACGGAAACCCCUUUUGCCUCGGACUGGCGGCGCUGAUCUUCUCAAUCAAGGCAAGAGACAUGAAGGUGAUCGGAGACCUGCAGAGAGCCAGGGGAUAUAGCAAGUGGGCUCUGGGCUUCAACGUGGCCGCGCUGAUCAUUCUUCUUGUGACUAUCUUGAGUCUUGUAAUUGUUCUGAUAAUUAUAACUGUCAAUAGGUAUCGUUAUUACUGUAACUACUAGGGCCAAGAAACCAGAUAAUUGCCCCUGUACCAAAAAUAAUAAUGAAGCUGUAUUGAUUUAAUUAACCCGUAAUGCGCUUUGUAACCAUCAGCCCAGCAAAAUGAAUAUCCGUCAUUAUUUUACGCCACCCUUCAGAAUUUAAUUGAUUUGAAAAUAGUUUUAGCAGCCGCCCCGGCGAGAACUCCAAGUUAAUGAUGCAUAAUGUCUAUAAAAGAACCCUUGUCCACCAAGGCACUUGGUGACAGACAGCAGUCCAGAUGCAACGGAAGACCAUUAUGGUUACGGUUUUAAUUUAAUGUAGGCCUAUAUUAUCAUUAAGAAAUGGAUGGGGGCAAGAUAUGCCAAAAAUAGCCUCAUACUUUUUCUAGCUCUUGUAAUGUUAAGGCACUUAAUUUGAAUGAGGGUCUUUGGCUGAAUGUACUGAAUGUUACUACACUUUGCAUAAAAGCUUCAGCUAAAAUAAAUGUUUUACAAUGUAACGUGGUUUUAAAUAAUUCAUGCGCUAUUUGUGGUCCAAUGCAAUGGUCUUGUACAUAGGCCUAACAGCCUCAGCUGAGGCAGAGAAUGAGACCGAGAAGGAGAUGGAGGCUGGUUCGACGGCGGUCGUGGCAGGGCCCCAUGCAGGGGCUAGGGCAGGUCUAGCAAUGCCACCGCAAAGGUCUUUAUGAGUUAUUAUAUGCAAAUUAGUUAUUUCACCUGUGGACAUGCAGUAUUACAAUGACAAGCUGCCAGCAGGGACUACGCUUACAUGAAAGUAACAUCAUGACAAUGUGUCCACAUUAGAGCCUCAGACCGAAAAUGAUGUGAAAAUACAGAAGUUAUCCUUUAACAAAGACGCAUUCUGAAUGGAAAUACAUCAGAGGAACCAUCAGGCGUCUUUCCUGAGCAAAAGACACAGAGUGUUGCUCUCCAAAAGAUAGGUUUCCACCCACAUCAGGGAAGGGACAGACAGAGGAGAAGAGACUACAGUAGCAGAGAUUGGAACAGACAGGGACGAGACAGAGUGAACAUUCGUGAACAAAAACGACAGGUGUCCCAUUCAUUUUUUUUAUACACUAAAUACUUUAUUCUUAUAAUACAAUUUCCAGUUACCUGUUUGAUUCUAACUGAGUUAUUUCUGCCUCACAGUACCUUAAUAAAUCCAUUGUUAAAAUGUAAAGUAUCAACAAAAACUCAUGCAUUCGCUCCUAUAAGUGAUUAUUAACCAAUAUGCAUGAUUAUAAUAAUCUAUGCUUAACGUGUGCAUACGUAUAGCCAUACAAGUAUACUAUACUCACUAACAAAGUGGUUCACAUUGUUUGUGGCUAUAAUCCUUUCAGGAAAACCUGGUUAUAGUCAGGGGCGUAGCACAAAAUUCUGGGGCCGAUAACGGAGGUAGUUGAGAAUGGGGUUUCAUCUUGUGUGUUUAAAUGUUUGUGCUCACCAUUCUUGGAAAAUAAAUUAGUCAGAACCUGACUCCUUCAUUUA
Gadus morhua (Atlantic cod) is the source of this 1968-nucleotide messenger RNA. RefSeq names its product dispanin subfamily A member 2b. The record is from RefSeq and is a predicted model, not a curated record. Gene Ontology annotation, cellular component: plasma membrane. The coding region runs from base 91 to 501 and encodes 136 amino acids. Lineage: Eukaryota; Metazoa; Chordata; Actinopteri; Gadiformes; Gadidae. The transcript has 3 exons.